AUGGCCGUUGGACACACACAAUCAUUCAUCUCUUCAUAUUGGUCGACCGAGAAGGCAUCAUUCGUAAACGUAUGGUCGUCAAGAUUAUUGGAGGGGAAAGCGUCGCUCAAAUCAGAGAUGAGGUACCAAGUACCAGAGCCGUUGAUGUGGCUCAUUUUCAGGGCUCUCAUUGAGGCACUCUACAAAACUCCGAAGAUUACCGACUAUGGAAAUGCUUUCUUUGAUGAUCCAGCCCACCCAGCUGUAAACCUGGCAGAUAUUGUCUUUGCCCCUCCAGGUUGGGGGCCGCCUGAACAAAUUCCCAACCCUCCGGAGGCCUACAGCAAGACACCCAUCAAGAUUCACAGCAAUAUCUACAAUGUGGGACAAAUUAUGCUCAGUCUAAUGGAGGGAAGAGAGAUGUUAACACCAGAACAUUGUACGGAAAGGAUUGUCCACCCCAUCGAGUACAAUAAGGUGUAUAGCUUUCUUCUUGAGAAGACCGUAGGCGAAUGUCUUAGGCUAUCGGCCAGACGUCGACCAACGCUCGACAAUCUUCUCUUCAGAAGUUUCGAGGGCCUCGCACAAUGGCAAGAGGUUUAUGGUCCGGUUUCUGGCGACAUAGUUCCUGACUAUGCGCAAUGCGAUUUUCAGGACGAGGAGUUUCGGAUUGGGGAACCGGAGCGGGCGCAUAUGCCGAAGAGGAGAAGCGCGGAGGACGAGAAUGAGGGCGGAUCAUACGAUGGGAAUGAUGACGACGAGGGCGGUAACGAGGGCGGAUCAGACGAUGUCAACGAGAAUCUCAAUGAUGUUAGAGGAGGGGUGGAGGUGACAGAAGAUGAGGACGUAACAGAAGGGGUAGACAUAACAGAAGGGGUAGACAUAACAGAAGGGGUAGACAUAACAGAAGGGGUAGACAUAACAGAAGGGGUGGAGGUGACAGAAGGGGUAGACGGUACAGAAGAGGAGGACGUGACGGAAGAUGAUGAACUCGAUUACGUGCUUGAGUCAGACGAUGAGGACGUCGAUAACGAUGACCCAAAGGAUCUCGAUUAUGUUUUCGAAGAGUCUUCUUCGGAAGACGAGUGCCGCACUACCACGCAUAAGACUCCGGCGGUACCCGCCUGA
This is a messenger RNA of Pyrenophora tritici-repentis Pt-1C-BFP, 1107 nucleotides long. The record is from RefSeq and is a predicted model, not a curated record. Lineage: Eukaryota; Fungi; Ascomycota; Dothideomycetes; Pleosporales; Pleosporaceae.